UGCACAUGCUUAAAGAGAAAGUCAAGUUAGUUUUAAGAAACAGGAAUCGGUAUUACAGUUACUCAGUUACUCUACAAAGUUGAUGCUGAACACAAGAAAUGGAGAACGACACUAUUUUGCUUCCGAACGGACACUUGAUGCCAAUAGUCGGUUUUGGUACAUGGCAGGCAAAUGAAGAAGAAUUACAGGACGCACUGAACAUUGCUUUAGAGGCAGGAUACAGACAUAUCGAUACAGCACCAGUAUAUGAAAAUGAAAAAGUAAUUGGUCACGUUCUUAAAAAAUGGUUUGAUUCUGGAAGAAUUAAACGAUCUGACAUUUUCAUUGUUACGAAGCUUCCUGAUGUCGGAAAUAGACCAGAAGAUGUUGAAACAUGGAUAAAAAGAUCUUUAAAAAAUUUGCAGUUGGAAUAUGUAGAUCUAUAUUUGGUUCACACUCCAUUCACUUUCAAGAAAGUUGGAGACGAUUUACAUCCUAAGGAUGAAAAUGGACAGAUACUACUUGAUCUUAGUACAGAUCAUGUAAAAGUUUGGGCUGAAAUGGAGAAACAAGUGGAAUGCGGACGAGCUAAAGCAAUUGGGCUAUCAAAUUUUAAUAUCCCUCAAAUCAAACGAAUUGUAAAAAAUGCGAAAGUAAAAGUAUCAAUGCUGCAAAUUGAAUUACAUGUUUUUUUCCAACAGAAAGAACUGGUAAAGUAUUGUAAUGAGGAAAAGAUCUUUAUAACAGCCUAUUCGCCGCUUGGUUCGCGCGGUCUUGUUAAAUUACUAAAUAAAACGGAAAAUAUCCCAGAUAUGUUACAAAACGAUGUAGUACUAGAAAUAGCAAAAAAGCACAAGAAAUCACCUGCACAAAUUUUAUUGCGUUUCAUUGUACAAAACGGAAUCGUAGUUAUCCCUAAAAGUACAAACCCUCAAAGAAUUAAGGAAAAUAAAGAACUAUUCGAUUGGAAACUUAAACCAGAGGACAUGCAGAAAUUAAAAAAUCUCGAUCUUGGUGAAUCUGGCAGAAUUUGUGAUUUUGAAUUUCUUAAGGGAGUAAGGAAUCAUCCUGAGUUUCCUUUUUAAACCUUUCGUAGAUUCGUAUGACUUAAAUAUGUACACUACAAUAUACCAUUUACUAUACUCAAAAAUAGUAAUUUUAUGGAAAUAAAUAUUUUUAAUUGCUUGUGUAUGUUUUAAAAUUCUAUACAUAAAUGUAUUUUUAAAAGAAUUAU
Molecule: messenger RNA, 1213 nt
Organism: Bombus pascuorum
Lineage: Eukaryota; Metazoa; Arthropoda; Insecta; Hymenoptera; Apidae
Product: dihydrodiol dehydrogenase 3
Exons: 4
Coding region: 99-1064 (321 amino acids)
Cellular component (GO): cytosol
Molecular function (GO): aldose reductase (NADPH) activity
Source: RefSeq, a predicted model, not a curated record